Messenger RNA from Rattus rattus (black rat), 1452 nucleotides. It is a transcript of the gene Pttg1, whose product is annotated as PTTG1 regulator of sister chromatid separation, securin. Gene Ontology annotation, cellular component: nucleus; cytoplasm. Bases 513 to 1112 code for a protein of 199 amino acids. Lineage: Eukaryota; Metazoa; Chordata; Mammalia; Rodentia; Muridae. The transcript is spliced from 6 exons. Gene Ontology annotation, biological process: chromosome organization. The record is from RefSeq and is a predicted model, not a curated record.
CGAGAGUGUUGUUGCCAAGGUUGUCUUGGGCGAACUCGGGGUGGCGGGGCAGGAAGACCCGGGAUUGGAGGCUGGAGCAGGGUCGGGACUUGUGCUUCACUCGGCCCGGCGUCCCGGGGCGCUCUUGGCGUGCUCGACCCAAAGCGACGCUGUUUUCAUUUUCUUUAUUCCCUUCCCACACACUUCAGGGUCUCAAGCAACCCAGACUGGUCUUGAAUGGUUAUGUAGUUGAGGCCACCCUUGAGCAUCUGAUCCUCUUGGCUUCUCCUUCCUAUCGCUGAGAUGGUAGGCUGGAGACAGUUGUUUGGGUGCCAACAUCAACAACUGAUUUCUGUAGUUUAGCGUUUAUGACCCUGGCGUGAAGAUUUCAGGUCUGGAUUAAGCCUGUUGACUUCUCCAGCUACUUCUAAAUUUUUGUGCAUAGGUGCUCUGGUCUCUGUUGCUGCUUAGUUCUUCCAGCCUUCUUCAAUGCCAGUUUUAUAAUAUGCAGGUCUCUCCCUCAGUAAUCCAGGAUGGCUACUCUGAUCUUUGUUGAUAAGGAUAACGAAGAGCCAGGCAGCCGUUUGGCAUCUAAGGAUGGAUUGAAGCUGGGCUCUGGUGUCAAAGCCUUAGAUGGGAAAUUGCAGGUUUCAACGCCACGAGUCGGCAAAGUGUUCGGUGCCCCAGGCUUGCCUAAAGCCAGCAGGAAGGCUCUGGGAACUGUCAACAGAGUUACCGAAAAGCCAGUGAAGAGUAGUAAACCCCUGCAAUCGAAACAGCCAACCCUGAGUGUGAAAAAGAUCACCGAGAAGUCUACUAAGACACAAGGCUCUGCUCCUGCUCCUGAUGAUGCCUACCCAGAAAUAGAAAAGUUCUUCCCCUUCGAUCCUCUAGAUUUUGAGAGUUUUGACCUGCCUGAAGAGCACCAGAUCUCACUUCUCCCCUUGAAUGGAGUGCCUCUCAUGAUCCUGAAUGAAGAGAGGGGGCUUGAGAAGCUGCUGCACCUGGACCCCCCUUCCCCUCUGCAGAAGCCCUUCCUACCGUGGGAAUCUGAUCCGUUGCCGUCUCCUCCCAGCACCCUGUCCGCUCUGGAUGUUGAAUUGCCGCCUGUUUGUUACGAUGCAGAUAUUUAAACGUCUUACUCCUUUAUAGUUUAUGAGCACGGUGGUAUUUUCCAGACGGGGACUUUAAGUGUGAGAUCACAGCCGACUGCAUGCAGAAGCAGCUCCAAGAAUCCAGCUGUUAAGGAGACCUGAAAGUGUGGUCAGCAACACCGGCCUCCUCACCCACUUGUUUCCUUUGAGAAGAGGAUUGUCUUUCAUAGACUAUUUUGUGUUGACACUAACAGGCUUAUUAUAGCCAUGUUUCAAUUAAUUAGCAACUGUUUAAAAGAAUUCCUCAGGUUUAUUUUUUUUAAUCACUAUACACAUCGAUGGAAUCCUUACAAAUAAAAUCUUUUGUGGUCUUUAGUAA